AUGGGAAGAAGAGCAGCAUGCAGAUCUAGCGCCGCCAGCCGCCAGGGCUGCGUGCUGAAGCCCCAGUCCACCGGAAGCCCGCCACCCGCAUGGCCAGGCCACCAGCACCACGCCUACCCCAUCGCUCACCGCCAAGCCAAUGGAGUCUCACCGAGGGGCCGCCGCCCCAAAUCCAGAGAGCCACGCCCACCCAUCUCCGAAGAGACGAGUAGCUCGCGCGAAGCCGGCCGCUCCAGCCACCGCAACGAGCACCACUCCGAGGCGCCAUCCCAGACCGACCCCCUCCAAGCACCCCAACGCCAUGAUCCAGAUCUGGCCGCUCCAAGCAGAGGAAGCAGCCCACUGGACGGGGAAGCACCCAGCAACGGCCAGGCCUGCUCCCCAGACCAGCCGGCGGUAGGAGGCAAGGCCCCAGCCCGCGGGGAGACCACCAGGACGAGAUCCAGCGGCGGCGAUCUCCACGCAGCCCCGCGCCGCCGAGGACAAGGCGGGCGAGCAGGGAGGGGGACCAACGCAGGGAUGGACGGAGGAGAAGGUGGAAGGGGUCCCGCUGCCGCCGCGGGCCGGCCGGAGGCCGCCGGCAACGGCAGCGAGGGGAGGCAGACGAGGGUGGCGGCGCUCGGGGGAAAAACCUAA
This is a messenger RNA of Aegilops tauschii subsp. strangulata, 636 nucleotides long. The record is from RefSeq and is a predicted model, not a curated record. NCBI's taxonomy places the organism in Eukaryota, Viridiplantae, Streptophyta, Magnoliopsida, Poales, Poaceae.